UUUUGUAAAAGUACAGUCGUACAGUAGCGCCCUUUUUAUUCUCCAUGAACAUGCAUGUGGCGACCUCUGGGCAAACUCAAAAUGUCUGGAAACGCGUCGGCAAAACAAGCGAAUUAUGCUCAGCUGCUCAACGCCACCGUGUUGUGAAAGUUAACCGAGCGAGCAGUUCGAUCACAUGCUAAACUGAUGCGACUCCUGCGUUGCGUUUUGUGUUUUUGCUUUAUCAACUUUUGGAAGGACGACGAGCAGCUGAUGCUGAUGUCUGCCACUCUCGGAAACUGCCAAAGCGGAGUAGAAAGUUGUUGGAAGUGUGCUUAUUGCAUGUAGAAAUGCAGACGCCCUUGUUUAGAACACGUAGGUUUCCACUCGUCGUGCUUCUAGCUUUUCUCAUCGAGCCAGCAAAGUGCCUUGACAAUGGACUGGCGUUAACUCCGCCGAUGGGAUGGAUGUCAUGGGAGAGGUUUCGGUGCAAUAUCGACUGCUACAAGGAUCCGGACAAUUGUUUAAGUGAGAAGCUGUUUAUGAAGAUGGCAGAUCAUCUCGCUGAAGAUGGAUAUCGAGACGCUGGAUAUGUUUACCUCAUCAUCGACGACUGUUGGUCCGAACGACAACGAACUAGCGAUGGCUACCUGAUGGCAGAUUUGGAAAGAUUCCCCCGUGGAUUGAACUUUCUAGCAGACUAUAUUCACAGUAAAGGUCUGAAGUUCGGCAUGUAUACAAACUACGGGCAUUCCACCUGUAUGGGGUUUCCUGGCACUGAGGAUACCGAUAUGGAGAAAGAUGCCGAGAGGUUCGCCUCGUGGAAGAUAGACUACCUCAAGGUGGACGGGUGUCACACGUCGGCAAAGCAGCAGAGUAAAGGUUACACAAGAUUUUCUGAGUACCUGAACAAGACGAACCGUCCGAUUGUGUACUCCUGCAGCUGGCCGUAUUAUGAUUUGUUUCUUAACAAAGUUGAGCCAAACUUUCCUCAGUUGGAGAAAGACUGCAACCUCUGGAGGAACUACCAUGACAUACGUGACAGUUGGUUCAUGAUCGAGUCAGUUAUAAAUUUUUUUGGAGAUAACCAGGAAGUCUUCGCCAAGUAUGCUGGUCCAGGCCAUUGGAAUGAUGCAGAUAUGCUUAUGAUAGGCAACUUCAGGCUAACACAAGAGCAAGCAGAGGUUCAGAUGGCAUUGUGGGCUAUCCUUGCCAGUCCGUUGCUGAUGUCAAAUGACCUAAGGAAGAUCCCAGAAGCAGCUAAGAAGCUACUGCAGCACAAGGAAAUAAUUGCCAUAAACCAGGACCCACUUGGCAUUCAAGGCAAACGAGCCUUCAUGGACAAGGAUGUCAGCGUCUGGCUGAGGCCCAUAACACCUCUGGUAGAGGGCAUGCACUCGUACGCCAUCGCCGUUAUCAACCACAACACAUCAUACUCUGCCCAAGUGUGGCUGCCACUGGAUCAGCUUGGCUUGAACCACACAAAGGGCUACUGGUUCCGGAAUGUCAUUGCCAUGCAGGACCUGGGCACUUACUUGCCACACAAUCGGCAUGAAGCAAGCGUUCAAUCCACGGGUGUCGUCCUACUCAAGGCUGUGCCCAACAGCAGUUGAGUGUCAAGGUCCCACAGUGGCCGGUGUUCAAGUUUUUGUUGUAACAUUUUUCACAAGCACCAAAGGUGGCCAUCAGAUAAAAAAUGCUGCAUGUUGUAGGAACAUUGAACAGCUCUGCACGAGUGCGUUCAUCUGCAACAGAAGAAGUAUUUGCAUUCUUGCAUCUGCACCACAGCGAGCACCACAGCGAGCAGAGGUAGAAUGGCUUCGAUGCAAGAGACUCUGUUGUCCUGUUGUUUUUGUUGCAUGAAUAUCAUGUCUCAUUUUUUGUGGAUAUUGUUGCACAUAUCAUAAUCCAGUCUACAUUAACGAAGGGGGUUAGCUCUUCUCUUUGUAUACAGACAUUUCCCCGUUAUCACAGUUGUUACUGCAUGUUGGUGACCUCUGCACAGCUCGGUGCCUUAAGAAUUAUUCAAAGUACAUCACAUAUGGAACUGUGGACCAGUUUUGUCAAUGCGUGUUGUGGUUUGCAAUGAUGCAGGCUGUAUUAAUAGACUUUUGACUGUUUAAGAAGCUUCUAACUCAUUGAAGUCCAUUCUAUUGCCAGCCGCUGUGCCUCAUUAAAGCAUGUUCACUGCUUUCUGCUAGCAAAAAUGCCAAGUUUUGUUAUACUUGCACUUUUGAAGCAGUCUUGACUUUCAAUGUUGUAGCACUGUUUUAAGUGGACCUUGAAAAUCUCUCUAUAGUAGCGACAAAAAGCUCCAGUUACUAUAGCUUAACAUUAAUUGCAAAGGUUUUAGAUAUCACCAGAAUUCCUUAGUGAUAACGCAUGCAAUCUGGCUCUUGGAAAAGUGCACCAAUCCUCGCAGUGCCAUAAAUUUUUUAAUGCAGUGCUGCAUUUUCCUGCAAUAAACAAAUACUAGAGUGAUGAUAUCGGAAAGUGAAUAGCAGUAUGGCUGCACGAGAUUUUCAUGUGCCGACUGUGAUUCUUUGUGCCUUUUGUGUGACAGACAACUACUGUACGUGACUUGUGUAGCAGCACAAGCGACUGGUGCUCUCUAAGCACAUUUACAGCAUGGUGCAAUGCAAGUAGUCUAACCCAAGCUCAAUUCGGGGAAAUUAGAAGAACAUGUAGGUAAUUUCUGUGUUGCUUACCUGGUCUCGUCUUUCACUACGGUACACUAUUCAAGACCCCAUGAAGCAUCAACAACAUGGUUUUCAGUGUGGUGUCGUCCAGUGCUGGCAUGUUGAUUUGCACUGCGCAAUGACUGCGCUAUAAUUCAGAAUGCAAUUGCUUCCAUUAGGUUAUCAAUCAAAGCAGACAUGCCCAUGAUAACAUGUUUAGUUAUGUGGUGCAAUAUGGUUAAGCCGAUGCCUCUGACAUCAUGCAGAGAAUGUAUCGAAAAAGUGCGACUGCCUCCAAGUUUUUUUAAAGCAUUUGCAGGUGCUUGAGGAGUGGCAGGGCAUUACAGAAGUGAAAAAGGAGUGUUUCUUUUUUAAAAACAUGAAAGCAGAAGAGCUUCCAAGUAUUAAUUUUUCACAUGCACAUCACAUAUCUCCCUGUGUGAGAACUGCAUGAAUUUGAGGACAAAUUGUCGUAGAUGAUAGCGACCAUGGCAGGAGCUAUGCUUCAGAUAGAUAAGGUGAUUUGGAAACAUGCAUAGCUUUCUAUGAUUAAGCAAAAACUAAGUUCGAGAAGCAAAAGGAAGGAUGCACUCUUGCUUUGUCUUAGUCAAUACAGGUCAACACCUCAGUACAUUACAUAAACUGGGUAGAGUUGUUUGUGGACCAUGUGCCUGCCAGCUGAAUAGCAGUGCUCUCUCUCCUGGCGGCCCGGCACUCCUAAAUGAGUACUAUUGACAGGAAAAUUUUGUGUCCUACUUUUGCUUUUUUAGUUAGCUGUCGACUCCAUAAUUACUGCACGAAGCCUCAAUUCCUGGAGAGCGCCAGGAGUAAUUACAUCUUUAUACAACCCUUUAAAAACAAGUGUCAAGAGCUGCAUGGCUGUGGACAUGAGAAAGGCGACUCAUAACAUCACCAAAACCUAUGGUGGUGGUCACGUGGUAACACAGACACCGCACCCGCCAGUCAGCCGGUGCGGCGGUUGAAGUAUAUAGAAUGACUGUCGCCAACAGCUGCCAUAAUGGCCUGUCCAAUUGUUUGCUUAACUUGAAAAUGCAGAGGAAAUGCUCUCUCCUUUUGUCCCAUAAAGUACUGAAUGGAUUUGGCUUUUGGCAGCAGGGUCAUAGUGUCUGUGUACACGUCAGUGGUAUCUGGUACCACGAGACCGCCACAACAGAUUUUAUAUGCUGGAUUGCUUUUUUCACGUUCAAAGCUACGCUGUAUCGUAGGAGUGUGUUUUAAGCUUGACGCUCUAAAAUGUAGCAUGAUUAUUUGUUGUGCUCUUGGGGAAUCGAGGCUCCAUAGCAUAAUUAAUGGGUCAACGGCUAUCUAAUAUCGCCAUAUAAUUGAGACAAAUUUUGCAGAAGUACUCCUUUAAGGCUGUGCUUGGAGUGUUCGUUUUGUACUCACAGUUGCAGUUACAAAUGUUAUCUUUGGUAUGCGAAUGUGGUCAGCUGUGCGCAUCCACAUGCGAUUUUUUUAUUUAGUUGGCUUCAAUUGCAGACAUUAAAAAAAUAUAUACAUAUAUAUUCGAAGCAAUCUGCAUGCAAGCAAGAAAACCUUUCAGAUGAAUACAGUGCAUUAUGAAGCACACAAGGUCCUUGGCUGACUGUGGCAGUGCUCUGUUAUUAGUGCGCUACUAGUUCUAUCAGGGAGUUGUCGCUGCAAAUAUGAAAUGAAUGUACCAGACACAGCCUUGAAACCAUAUUGCCAUGGAGCUAUACAGUUUGCUUGAUGCUUGCAUAAUCAGCAAAUAUACAUAACCUACAUACUCAAUAGCGCAUGUCGGGAGAGUUAAAAUUAGGGCUAAUUGAUGUACUGCUGGAAUAACAAAGACUUAGACGAAACAAUGCAGGAAAUGUGAUUUUCUCCUGUGUUCCUUGCACUUUUGUUGUAUCAGUAGCACGUUUCACUUAGCAUGUCAGACAUUGUUGGAACUGUGCACCUUUUGAUGGAUUGUAAACGUUUCCCCCUGUAAAGUGGUGGGUUGCAUUUACUGUGACAGUAAUUGGAGCACCAACUUUUUCUGUGCACAACAUUGCUGCUCAUAAGUGGCGAGUUAAUUUUAUUGUGACAGCCGUCAAGACAACUUUUUCUAUGCUCACACAGUCUACGUGGUCAUUUGUGCCUUGUGCUACAUUAAUCCGUGUGGAGAACAGGCUACUGUGAUAUUUUGUAAUGCAUUCAAAGGGCCCACAGGACCUGUAUGAAUCACUGGCAUCUCCUAUGUAUUUACAAUGUCUGCUUUAGACAACUUUCCUCUCAUUUUUAUAGUUUUCAUAUGUGUGUGAUGUGUUUCUCUUCUCUUCACACAUCUGUAUUCUUUGUUCCAAAUUCUGCAUUGUUGUGAAACUACUUUACGCACAUUAAGUGUACAUUUAAUGUUGCGCAAAAUAUAUUUGUUGCACAGAAGAUGCAUUAGGUUGGUGUGUUGGCACUUUUUGAUGGUAUCUUAAUGGGCAAUAAGUGUGUUCAUUUCUUAGGUUAAAAAUGUAUGUUAGUUUGAACUUGCUUAUCAAUGUUUCCGUUAUCUGUGCUCCUGUCUAGAAGCCAACAAUGGUGCCACCCUCGUGAAGACAUUCCUUGAAAAUAUCACGAAGAAAUCUAAAGUGAUAAAACGUUGGCAUACAAGGGAAUUAUGGAGCUUGAUGAAAACAAGUCUCCCUAUCAAAAUAUUGACUCUAGGCAGUUUUUUUUUUUCCCUGCCUUUCCCUGACUCUUUGUCUUACGAAGAAUUUUAUGUGUUGCUGCUAGCUUAGGCAUGUGAUAAAUGAUAGUCUUCAUCUUCGAGUACUUAACGAGCGAGGGUUGUUGAAAUAUUUCCUGCAUUUUAUGGCAAAGCAUGAUAAAUAUACAGACUUUAGUUUUUCAUGCUGAUUUCAAAUAUGCAAUAAUUUUUCAUGUAGGUCAGUUAGUUCAGGAGAUAGAUAGAGCUACCACUCUAUUUUUCUGGCAACCAUAUGAAAAAAAAACUGCUCAGCAGAAAGCUAGUAUUAUUGGAUGGGUAGAUACUAGAAUAUGCAAUAAAUGCAGUGCUGGAAGCAGUUUUCAAAUCAAAUCAUAAUUAGUCAUUCCGCAGAUUAUCGAAGUGCAGUGUUUGUACUACGACUAUUGAAAGAAAAAACAAAUCAAAUCUAAAAUAUAUGGGCAGGAAAUUAAGAAUCUGCUCCCAGCACUACCUGAUAUACUGACUGGGCUUUGCUGAAAAAAAGAAUUUAGCUCGUUUUUCUAGAUCAUUAGAUAUCACUCCCAACAAAUUAAUAAAGUGACCACAAAACAUGUUUUGAGAAAAAGUGCAGUUUCAGCGUCAACUUCGACUCAGAUUCACCUUGUACAUUUAGCAUAAAAGGUUACUGUGGCUAAAAUAGUAUUUUAUAAGUAUAAAAUUGGGUAUAUAUGUACAAAAGUACCUGUAAUUUUCAAAAAUACAAUUGUCAAAAAUCAAUUCCUUGCGAUUUUUUGGUCUCUACAACCCACGUCCCCGUCCCCCCUUAAAAGGGCCCUGAACCACUUUUUAUCGAAGUG
Messenger RNA from Dermacentor silvarum, 6179 nucleotides. RefSeq names its product alpha-N-acetylgalactosaminidase. The record is from RefSeq and is a predicted model, not a curated record. The coding region runs from base 330 to 1592 and encodes 420 amino acids. Gene Ontology annotation, cellular component: cytoplasm. NCBI's taxonomy places the organism in Eukaryota, Metazoa, Arthropoda, Arachnida, Ixodida, Ixodidae. Gene Ontology annotation, biological process: oligosaccharide metabolic process; glycoside catabolic process; glycosylceramide catabolic process. Gene Ontology annotation, molecular function: alpha-galactosidase activity. The transcript is spliced from 8 exons.